Molecule: messenger RNA, 751 nt
Organism: Lobosporangium transversale
Lineage: Eukaryota; Fungi; Mortierellomycota; Mortierellomycetes; Mortierellales; Mortierellaceae
Exons: 1
Coding region: 33-515 (160 amino acids)
Source: RefSeq, a predicted model, not a curated record
CAGUGGCAUGCAUGCUCCGCCAAAUAGCUUAGAUGGCAACAAUGGCAAAAAACAUUCGAGGAAAAAUGGCGGCACAUAUAAAAAGCACCUCAUCAUUCCCCUCUUUCCUACUUUCCCAACAAAUAAGAGAUUCCUUCUUCUCUCUCCUUCUCUUCUCUUCUUCUCUUCUUCUCUUCUUGCUUAUAGCAUCGCCCGUCUUACAUCUUCAAAUUAUACAUUUUUUUUUUAAUAGUAGUUUAGUCCCUUUCCUCUAUUACAUUGCUCCCUCUAUAUAUCUAUCCCUUACAUUUUUUACUUAUACAACUUCUUACUUAUUUGUAACACCCACUUGGACUUCAAUACACAUCAUUCCUUCCCCUGUACAUUCUGACCUGCCCCUCCACAGCUCUUGGGCUGACUCUUUCUUUUAUAUAUUGCUCUUUUUCUUCUUUAUUCCCUUCAAGGUGUGUAUUUUGAUCCUUAUUGUCCUCUCUCUCCCCUCAGUACAAACGAUUGGAUUUUACCAGCAUAAAUAAAAUAAUAACGUUCUGCUCAUGACCCCUUGACCCUUGAUUUUUCUCUCCUCCUUUUCCAAUCCCUUUGUUUUCCUUUUCUGUGUAGAUCACCUUUUUUUUUCUCUCUGGGUGUUAAUUAGGAACCGAGAAGGUUUUUCUAGUCUCAUCUAACAGAAUCCUGUGUUGUGUUAAUCCUUUUAGCUUGCAGCACUUCCCCCUCUCCUCCCUGUUUCCUUAUUGUCCAAACAUCCAAUUGC